GUUUCUUAAAAGAUCCACGGAGUGUCGCUAGUGUAGUACGUUAUGUGACCGUCACGCCAAAGCUUGGCGCCUCCGGCACUCUUACCGUCACGCCCCUAGUGGCGAAACAAAAGAACUAAAAAAACACCACGCAUUUGAACAACCGCUGCUAUUCGCUCUCUUCCGUUCCAACCACCGAGCUAGACACACGCGUACUCACGAGCAGUAAACAAAGACGUGAAACUAGUCACUACUUCCUCUUUACUCUUUAAGAUUUUGUUAAGUUUGUUAUAUAUUUUGUACAUGACCUUUUUGAUACGUUUUAUAAUAAAAUAUUUAUAUAAUAUUUUUCCCUAGUGAAUUAGUGAUUUCCUAAUAUAAUUGAACACGCUACGGUUACAAUACAACCUCGAGACAUCUAACGCAUGCGCAGUACUCGGAUAGUUAUGCAGGUUGCAAUGCGAUUGCAACCACGAGGCAUUUUAAACAAGUUUAUGGUGCCUUCAAUGCAACUACAACCAUGAGGUACCACUGCAAAUGUACAUUUGUAUUUUAAAGUGCAACAACAAGUGUAAAUAUAAAGAUUAACAAAAUGAUUCAUAGUAAAAUAUUUGCACGAAAUCGUGCGCUCGGUUACGUUAGUAAUCAUAUACCCGUAGUAACGAGAUAUAUUCAAAGAAGGAAAGAAAAUCUUUUGGUAACCUGCGUUGGUAAAGAAUUUCAUACUUAUGGCUGUGCACAUUUUACUCUAUUGAGUGUCUCUGGAACACAUCCUGAAAAUAUAACUUGUUUAUCUGCGGAUUCUUAUCACAUUUAUACAGCUGCUGAUAAUAUCGUUUAUGCAUGGAGAAGAGGUACAGAAUUAAAGCAUACUUACAAAGGCCAUGAAAGUACUGUAUACAAUAUAUUACCCUUUGGUCCAAAUUUAAUCACCAUCGAUGAGAAUAGUACAGUCAUCAUUUGGGAUAUUAAAACUGAAGAAUUAAUCUUAGAAUUGAAAUUUUCUAAUAUGCAAUUUCAAAUAACUACCAUAAUACAUCCUAUUACUUAUAUGAACAAAGUUUUGUUCGGUAGCCAACAAGGUAGCUUACAAUUAUGGAAUAUAAAGACUUCUAGGAUAAUUCAUAAUUUCAAAGGAUGGAAUAUGGCUGUCACCGCUUUAGAACAGGCACCAGCUAUAGAUGUUGUUGCGAUUGGUUUGAGCGAUGGAAAAAUUUUAUUACACAAUCUUAAAUUCGAUGAGACGAUCUUUGAACUGAUACAAGACACCGGUAGUGUUAUUUCAAUCACAUUUCGUAACGACGGCAUUCCCAUGAUGGCUACUGGAAGUUUAAACGGACAAAUCAUAUUUUGGAAUAUUGAACAAAGAAAAGUUGAAACCCAAUUAAACAAAGCUCACUUUGAUGCUGUAACUGGUUUAAAAUAUCUACCAAAUGAACCGUUAUUGGUUUCUUCUUCGCCUGAUAAUUCUUUAAAAUUAUGGAUUUUUGACUUUAACGAUGGAGGUCCAAGAUUAUUGAAAGUAAGAGAGGGUCAUUCCAAACCGCCAACAACUGUUCGCUUUUAUGGCAACAAUAGUGAUAAUAUACUAACUGCGGGAGGUGAUUCCUCUCUUAGAAUAUUUUCUACGAUUACGGAAACAUUUAAUAAGAGUUUAGGCAGAGCUUCAUUUAAUAGAAAAUCAUCUAAGAAAAAAAGUAAAGCUGUGGAAGAUCCAAUGAUAAUGCCUCCUAUUGUACACUUCGCUACGGAAACAACUCGAGAAAAAGAAUGGUGUAAUAUAGCAGCUACUCAUUCUGGUUUAGGUAUGGUUACUACCUGGUCUUAUAAUCUGUUAAAAAUGGGUGAACACAAGUUAUUACCAAAGAGAUUGAAAAUUGAUCAUAAUGCUACAGCAACUUGCUUGUGCAUUACCAAAUGUGGAAAUUUCGUUAUUAUUGGAUAUAGUACUGGUCAUGUAGAUCGAUUUAAUAUACAAUCAGGUACUCAUAAAACUAGUUAUGGCAAUAAAAAUAAGCAUACAGGUCCAGUAAGAGGGGUAGCAGUUGAUGAUUUAAAUCAAGUCGUUAUCACUGCUGGAAAGGAUGGUUACAUUAAAUUUUGGGAUUUUAAUUCUAGUCGUGAUAUAGGACUAAAGUCUUUCAUAAAGCUAUCUGAGUCGAUUGAAUGGUUACGUUACCACAAUGAAUGUACUUUCAUAGCUGCUGCAUUGGAAAGUUUUGUAGUAAUUAUAAUUGACUUAGAUACUAAAAAGGUAAUACGACAUUUUCGUGGACAUAGAGGAUAUUUAACAGAUGGAACAUUUAGUCCUGAUGCAAAAUGGUUGAUCACAUCUUCUAUGGAUUGUACAAUAAGAACUUGGGAUAUUUUAUCGUCUAAUUUAAUAGACAUUUUUUCUGUACCAAAUGCGUGUAUAUCCCUAAAUUUUUCUCCAACCGGAGAAUUUCUUGCAACGGCACAUACAGGCAAUGAGGGAAUAUACUUGUGGUCGAAUCGUACAAUUUAUUCUCAUGUAUCUUUGAAAGCUAUAAAAGAGGAAGAUGUAAUACCAAUGAUUAAUCUUCCUAGUUCUAUAGUAAAAGAUAAUCAAGAAAACAAUGAAGAUCUUAGUGAAGAAGAACUGCAAUAUGUUUCUCCUGAACAACUUAAUGAAAAUUUAAUUACAAUAUCGUCAUUAGCGCAAUCUAGAUGGAAAAACUUGCUCAACAUUGACAUCGUUAAAAAAAGGAACAAACCUAAGAAGCCUCUUCAAGCUUCAGAAAAGGCACCAUUCUUUUUACCGACUAUUCUCUCAUCGGAUAUAAAAUUUGAUUUGUCAGAUGUUCAAAAUUCUACCAAUGUUCCAAGAUUACGAAAUAGCAAAGAUUUUCAAAUUUUAACGAUAUUUGGAAAAAUGUUAUGUUCCACCUUGGCAUCGGAUGAAAAUUUCAUAGAUGUUAUUAAUAAAUUAAAAUCUAUGAAUCCGAGUUCCAUCGACUUUGAAAUUCAAUCUCUUUCGGCGGAAGAAGACAAUACUAUAUUAAUGUUAUUACAAUUUAUGAAAGUCUUAUGUUUUAUGAUGGAGCAUAAAAUUGACUUUGAAUUAGCGCAAACUUAUUUAGGAGUAUUUUUAAAAUGGCAUGGUGAGACAAUAUCUGAAACUCCAAAAUUAAGAGAUACUUUAAAAUAUUUACAAGAUCUGCAAUUGAAAAAUUGGCAUAUACUUAGAGAAAAAUUAUUUUAUAAUCUUAGUAUCGUAAAGUCUCUUAAGAAAAUGUAACAUGAAUAAAAUAUAAAAUUUUUUAUACUUUUUUUUUUUUUUUUAAGAAUUUAAUUAUAGUAAAUGUAAAAAUAAAUCAAAAAAGGAAAGAAAAGUAUUUUAUAUUACAUAUAUUCAUAACCAUGAGUAAAAUCAUAAUAUAUGUAAUACAGUAUAAAUACAAAUAUAUAUCAUCACGA
Messenger RNA from Polistes canadensis, 3417 nucleotides. RefSeq names its product WD repeat-containing protein 36. Gene Ontology annotation, molecular function: protein binding. The record is from RefSeq and is a predicted model, not a curated record. Gene Ontology annotation, biological process: rRNA processing. NCBI's taxonomy places the organism in Eukaryota, Metazoa, Arthropoda, Insecta, Hymenoptera, Vespidae. The coding region runs from base 572 to 3238 and encodes 888 amino acids. Gene Ontology annotation, cellular component: small-subunit processome; Pwp2p-containing subcomplex of 90S preribosome. The transcript is spliced from 3 exons.